Molecule: messenger RNA, 987 nt
Organism: Pan troglodytes (chimpanzee)
Lineage: Eukaryota; Metazoa; Chordata; Mammalia; Primates; Hominidae
Product: protein-lysine N-methyltransferase EEF2KMT-like
Exons: 6
Biological process (GO): peptidyl-lysine trimethylation
Cellular component (GO): protein-containing complex
Source: RefSeq, a predicted model, not a curated record
UGUGAAUGCACCCUUGAGAUUUCUCUCUCUCCCCUCCACACACACAGCUCAGAAGCAAAGUUAAGAGACUCAUCAGAUUCUGAGCUGCUGCGGGAUAUUUUGCAGAAGACUGUGAAGCAUCCUGUGUGUGUGAAGCACCCGCCGUCAGUCAAGUAUGCCCGGUGCUUUCUCUCAGAACUCAUCAAAAAGCACGAGGCUGUCCACACGGAGCCUUUGGAUGAGCUGUACGAGGCGCUGGCAGAGACUCUGAUGGCCAAGGAGUCCACCCAGGGCCACCGGAGCUAUUUGCUGACCUCGGGAGGCUCGGUCACACUCUCCGAGAGCACAGCCGUCAUCUCCCACGGUACCACAGGUCUGGUCAAAUGUCGCGCUGCCCUCUACUUUGCAGAAUGCGCCAUAGAGAACCUGGCAGCCUUCACUAACAGAACUGUCCUAGAGCUUGGCAGUGGUGCAGGCCUCACAGGCCUUGCCAUCUGCAAGACGUGCCGCCCCCGGGCAUACAUCUUCAGCGACCCUCACAGCCGGGUCCUCGAGCAGCUCAGAGGGAAUGUCCCUCUCAAUGGCCUCUCAUUAGAGGCAGACAUCACUGCCAACUUAGACAGCCCCAGGGUGACAGUGGCCCAGCUGGACCGGGACGUAGCGACGGUCCAUCAGCUCUCUGCCUUCCAGCCAGAUGUUGUCAUUGCAGCAGACGUGCUGUAUUGCCCAGAAGCCAUCGUGUCGCUGGUCUGGGUCCUGCGGAGGCUGGCUGCCUGCCAGGAGCACAAGCGGGCUCCUGAGGUCUACGUGGCCUUUACCGUCCGCAACCCAGAGACGCGCCAGCUGUUCACCACCGAGCUAGGCGAACCCCCACGCCCACCCGGGCCUACAUGGUCCCUGAGCUGUCCCUGCAGGACUCCAGUGGAAGUGAAAGAACUGGGUGCCGGGGAAAAGCUAGGAUGCUCCACACUCCCACACCAUGCGGGGAACUCCGGCAGAGGCCGGUGA